Oncorhynchus masou masou (cherry salmon) is the source of this 873-nucleotide messenger RNA. RefSeq names its product early growth response protein 2b-like. The transcript is spliced from 2 exons. Bases 1 to 873 code for a protein of 290 amino acids. Gene Ontology annotation, molecular function: RNA polymerase II cis-regulatory region sequence-specific DNA binding; DNA-binding transcription factor activity, RNA polymerase II-specific. Gene Ontology annotation, biological process: regulation of transcription by RNA polymerase II. The record is from RefSeq and is a predicted model, not a curated record. NCBI's taxonomy places the organism in Eukaryota, Metazoa, Chordata, Actinopteri, Salmoniformes, Salmonidae.
AUGGAGGAAUCUAAAACUGUGUUUGGAUAUGAAUACCCCAUAGAUGGUUGCUGGGUCUCCGAGAUGAGCCUCUCCUGGAGUUUCAUCGUCAUGAGAGCAGCUGUCCCCCAGGCCACGCCCCAGGCAUGGGGAAACGUGAGCUGCACCAUGGCGCAGAGUCAACAUGAUAUAAACAACAUGUAUGCUCCAUCAUCUUACUCUUGUAGCAGGGAAAUGUACCAGGACCAAUCAACCUACCUGGCAACCUCGACCUGCCCCAUGUACGACCAACAGCCGUCCCACUCAUACACGUCACCAAAGUCGACAGUGGACAGUGCGCUCUUAACCAUCAUGCCUGAGUACAGCGGGUUCUACCAGCCAAAUUGCCAACGAGACAUCCAGGCUUUUCCUGACAGGAAAGUGUUACCAUAUUCACUGAACUCGUUGAGGCUUCCACCACCUCUGACACCUCUGAACACAAUAAGGAAUUUUACACGUGUGGGACCUGCGACAGAGGGCCCUUGUCAACCCAAUCCCUACAACACUCCAAAUUUACCCCUGAGGCCAAUACCGAGGCCGAGAAAGUAUCCAAACCGCUCGAGCAAAACGCCUGUCCAUGAGCGACCAUACCCUUGCCCGGUAGAGAGCUGCGACAGGAGGUUCUCUCGGUCGGACGAGCUGAGUAGACACGUCAGAAUCCACACAGGGCACAAACCCUUCCCAUGUCGGAUCUGCACGCGCAGUUUCAGUCGCAGCGACCACCUCACUACGCACAUCCGCACACACACUGGAGAAAAACCAUUUUCUUGUGACCACUGUGGAAGAAAGUUCGCCAGGAGUGAUGAAAGAAGGAGACAUACGAAAAUCCACUUAAGACAGAAAGAGAAAAAGUAA